GCCUCCCCUUACCCAGGGGCCUCCCCGCCCUCCCCGCCCUGCCCGGCCGUUACCACUCCCCAGCGGGCACAGGGCUGCCUGGCUGCGCCUCGGAGCACAGUCCCAGAGGCGCGGAGCCGAGGGCCCGGCGACCUGCCCGCGACCUGCCCCGCGCGCACCAGCCACGGUGGCUGCCCUUUGCGUGCUGCGGGGUAGGGGGCCCUGGGCAGGAAGCUGGCUGAGCCCCAAGACCCCGGGGGCCAUGGGCGGGGAGCCGGUGCAUGGCCUGGGGGCUCUACGGCGGCGAAAACGCUUGCUGGAGCAGGAGAAGUGGCUGGCGGGCUGGGCGCUGGCGCUGGCGGGAAUUGGCAUCGGACUCAUGGUGCUGCACGCCGAGAUGCUGUGGUUCGGGGGCUGCCCGUGGGCUCCCUAUGUGUUCCUGGUUAAAUGCAUGAUCAGCAUCUCCACCUGCUUGCUCCUUUGCCUUAUCGUGGCCUUUCACGCCAAAGAGGUCCAGCUGUUCAUGACGGACAACGGGCUCCGCGACUGGCGCGUGGCGCUCACCGGGCGGCAGGCAGCGCAGAUCCUGUUGGAGCUGGCGGUGUGCGGGCUGCACCCGGCCCCGGUGCUGGGCCCUCUGUGCGCACUGAACUCCAGGGCGCAGGUGUCGGCCACGCAGUCCUGGCCAGCCUUCUUGGACCAAGGCGAGGCGCUGCUGUCGUUGGCCAUGCUGCUGCGCCUGUACCUGGUGCCCCGCGCCGUGCUACUGCGCAGCGGCGUCCUGCUCAACGCCUCCUACCGCAGCAUUGGUGCCCUCAACCAGGUCCGCUUCCGCCACUGGUUCGUGGCCAAGCUGUACAUGAACACGCACCCCGGCCGCCUGCUGCUCUGCCUAACGUUGGGCCUCUGGCUCACCACCGCUUGGGUGCUGUCGGUGGCUGAGAGGCAGGCAGUGAAUGCCACCGGGCACCUGUCGGACACACUGUGGCUCAUCCCCAUCACGUUCCUGACCAUCGGCUACGGGGACGUGGUGCCGGGCACCAUGUGGGGCAAGAUUGUGUGCCUCUGCACCGGCGUCAUGGGGGUGUGCUGCACGGCGCUGCUGGUGGCGGUGGUGGCCAGGAAGCUGGAGUUCAACAAGGCUGAAAAACACGUGCACAACUUCAUGAUGGACAUCCAGUACGCCAAGGAGAUGAAAGAGUCGGCGGCUCGGGUACUGCAGGAGGCCUGGAUGUACUACAAGCACACGCGCAGGAAGGACGCGGGGGCCACCCGCAGGCAUCAGCGCAAGCUGCUGGCCGCCAUCCACACAUUCCGCCAGGUGCGGCUCAAACACCGGAAACUCCGGGAACAGGUGAACUCCAUGGUGGACAUCUCUAAGAUGCACGUGAUCCUAAGUGACCUGCAGCUGGGGCUCAGCACUUCGCACCGGGCUCUGGAGAAGAGGAUGGAUGUGCUGGCGGGGAAGCUGGACACCCUCACCGAGCUGCUGGGCACUGCCCUGGAGUCCCGGCAGCUGCCAGAGCCCGGCCAGGAGGCCACGUAGCGGGACCCACGCAGGCAGAAUCGGGCUAGUAGCCGCAGGCCUGAGGCCAACGACGAUGAUGUCUCCUCUGCCACUCCUGACCCGGCACCAUGAGGAAACCACGAGAACCCGAGGGGGUCCUGCCUAGGGGUGGGGCUGACUUGGUGAUGGCUGCUGGAGGGCCCCCUGUCUGAAGUGGGGAGGGGGAGCCAUGGCCCAGCCAAGUCCCCAAGUGGCCCAGCAUCCUGCUGGACAGGAUCUGGGCUUUCAGUUACAGGUGGAGCUGCCUGGGGUGGACAAGGGCACUGGGGGUUUUCCAAAGCCCAAGACUUAGGGCAGCUUCACUCUCCCACUGAAUGGCAGAGCCAAAGGACUGGGUCUGAG
This is a messenger RNA of Ochotona princeps (American pika), 1888 nucleotides long. It is a transcript of the gene KCNN4, whose product is annotated as potassium calcium-activated channel subfamily N member 4. Gene Ontology annotation, molecular function: calmodulin binding; small conductance calcium-activated potassium channel activity; intermediate conductance calcium-activated potassium channel activity. NCBI's taxonomy places the organism in Eukaryota, Metazoa, Chordata, Mammalia, Lagomorpha, Ochotonidae. The transcript is spliced from 9 exons. The record is from RefSeq and is a predicted model, not a curated record. Gene Ontology annotation, biological process: potassium ion transmembrane transport. Gene Ontology annotation, cellular component: plasma membrane; neuronal cell body; neuron projection. The coding region runs from base 242 to 1525 and encodes 427 amino acids.